CUCAAACUGAUCUUGUAGGUGGGAUUCAAAGAAGCACACGGGCUAUGUCGGUUUAAAGAAUCAGGGAGCGACUUGUUACAUGAACAGCCUGCUGCAGACUUUAUUUUUCACAAACCAACUACGAAAGGCUGUGUACAUGAUGCCAACAGAGGGCGACGAUUCAUCCAAAAGCGUCCCUUUAGCAUUGCAAAGAGUGUUCUAUGAAUUACAGCACAGUGAUAAGCCCGUAGGAACAAAGAAGCUGACCAAGUCGUUCGGGUGGGAAACGUUAGAUAGCUUCAUGCAACAUGAUGUUCAAGAGCUCUGUCGAGUGUUGCUUGAUAAUGUGGAAAAUAAGAUGAAAGGCACGUGUGUAGAAGGCACCAUACCUAAAUUAUUCAGAGGCAAGAUGGUGUCAUAUAUCCAGUGUAAAGAAGUAGACUACCGAUCUGAUAGAAGAGAAGAUUAUUAUGAUAUCCAGCUGAGUAUAAAAGGAAAGAAAAAUAUAUUUGAAUCAUUUGUGGAUUAUGUGGCAGUAGAACAACUAGACGGUGACAAUAAAUAUGAUGCCGGGGAGCAUGGCUUGCAGGAAGCAGAGAAAGGUGUGAAAUUCCUAACAUUGCCACCAGUGUUACACCUACAACUGAUGCGAUUUAUGUAUGACCCUCAGACGGACCAAAAUAUCAAGAUCAACGAUAGGUUUGAGUUCCCCGAACAGCUACCACUUGAUGAAUUUUUACAAAAAACGGAUCCUAAAGACCCUGCAAAUUAUAUUCUUCAUGCAGUCCUGGUUCAUAGUGGAGAUAAUCAUGGUGGACAUUAUGUGGUUUAUCUAAACCCCAAAGGGGAUGGCAAAUGGUGUAAGUUUGAUGAUGACGUGGUGUCCAGGUGUACAAAAGAGGAGGCCAUCGAGCACAACUACGGGGGCCACGACGAUGACCUCUCCGUGCGGCACUGCACCAACGCCUACAUGCUGGUUUAUAUCCGGGAGUCGAAGCUCAGUGAGGUUUUACAAGCUGUCACCGACCACGAUAUCCCUCAGCAGUUGGUGGAACGAUUGCAAGAAGAGAAGAGGAUCGAGGCUCAGAAGCGGAAGGAGCGGCAGGAAGCCCAUCUCUACAUGCAGGUGCAGAUUGUUGCAGAGGACCAGUUUUGUGGCCAUCAAGGAAAUGAUAUGUACGAUGAAGAAAAAGUGAAAUACACCGUGUUCAAAGUGUUGAAAAACUCCUCGCUUGCUGAGUUUGUCCAGAACCUCUCUCAGACCAUGGGAUUUCCUCAAGAUCAGAUUCGACUGUGGCCCAUGCAGGCGAGGAGCAAUGGCACCAAACGACCGGCCAUGCUGGAUAACGAGGCCGACGGCAGCAAGACGAUGAUUGAACUCAGUGAUAAUGAAAACCCUUGGACAAUAUUCCUGGAAACAGUUGAUCCGGAGCUGGCUGCUAGUGGAGCAACGUUACCCAAGUUUGAUAAAGAUCAUGAUGUGAUGUUAUUUUUGAAGAUGUAUGAUCCCAAAACACGGAGCUUGAAUUACUGUGGGCAUAUCUACACACCAAUAUCCUGUAAAAUACGUGACUUGCUCCCAGUUAUGUGUGACAGAGCAGGAUUUAUCCAAGAUACUAGUCUUAUCCUCUAUGAGGAAGUUAAACCGAAUUUAACAGAGAGAAUUCAGGACUAUGACGUGUCUCUUGAUAAAGCCCUCGAUGAGCUAAUGGAUGGUGACAUUAUAGUGUUUCAGAAGGAUGACCCUGAAAAUGAUAACAGUGAAUUACCCACUGCAAAGGAAUAUUUCAGAGAUCUCUACCACCGUGUCGAUGUGAUUUUCUGUGAUAAAACAAUCCCCAAUGAUCCUGGAUUUGUGGUUACAUUAUCAAAUAGAAUGAAUUAUUUUCAGGUGGCAAAGACAGUUGCUCAGAGGCUCAACACCGACCCGAUGCUGCUCCAGUUCUUCAAGUCUCAAGGUUAUAGGGAUGGCCCAGGUAAUCCUCUUAGACAUAAUUAUGAAGGUACUUUAAGAGAUCUUCUACAGUUCUUCAAGCCUAGACAACCUAAGAAACUUUACUAUCAGCAGCUUAAGAUGAAAAUCACAGACUUUGAGAACAGGCGAAGUUUUAAGUGUAUAUGGUUAAACAGCCAAUUUAGGGAAGAGGAAAUAACACUAUAUCCAGACAAGCACGGGUGUGUCCGGGACCUGUUAGAGGAAUGUAAAAAGGCUGUGGAACUCGGCGAGAAGGCAUCAGGGAAACUUAGGCUGCUAGAAAUUGUAAGCUACAAAAUUAUUGGUGUGCAUCAAGAAGACGAACUACUAGAAUGUUUAUCUCCUGCGACAAGUCGAACAUUUCGAAUAGAGGAAAUACCUUUGGACCAGGUAGACAUAGAUAAGGAAAAUGAGAUGCUGAUCACAGUGGCACAUUUCCACAAAGAGGUGUUUGGGACGUUCGGGAUCCCGUUCUUGCUGAGGAUACACCAGGGCGAGCAUUUCAGAGAAGUGAUGAAGCGGAUUCAGAGUCUGUUAGACAUCCAGGAAAAGGAGUUUGAAAAGUUUAAAUUUGCUAUUGUGAUGAUGGGCCGACACCAGUACAUAAAUGAAGAUGAGUAUGAAGUAAACUUGAAAGACUUUGAACCUCAGCCUGGUAACAUGUCUCAUCCUCGGCCUUGGCUAGGGCUCGACCACUUCAACAAAGCCCCAAAGAGGAGUCGCUACACAUACCUGGAAAAGGCCAUUAAAAUCCAUAACUGACUUCCUCCCCUGGCGGGCGGGCGAGGCGGACCUCGGUGGGUGUGCCCUUUAACAACAGCCAAGAACUCUGGUGCGCGAGCACUGUCCCAGGUCUUCAGCAAGAGGAUUUGCUGCUGGUGUUAAUUUUAUUUUGUUGAGGCUGUUCAGUUUGGCUUCUCUGUAUCUAUUGAUUGCCCUUUUUGAGCAAAAUGAAGAAGGUGUUUUUAUAAAGCUUGGAUGCCAAUGAGAGUUAUUUUAUGGUAACCACGAUGCAAGGCGCUGUCAGCGUGUCGGGGAACAGCUGGCGGGCGCGGCGCUGGACAGGCUCGGCUGUCCCCCGCCCCGGGGCCCAGCCGCCAGCCCCACAGCUAGUAAGUCUUCUGUUUAGGCUCGUCUGACGUCUUUCCCUCAAUUAUACUUUCAAUGACCUUUUUGUGCAUCUGUAAAGGCAAAACAGAGAAACUCACAACCUAAUAAAUAGCGCUCUUUCCUUCA
This is a messenger RNA of Physeter macrocephalus (sperm whale), 3190 nucleotides long. It is a transcript of the gene USP7, whose product is annotated as ubiquitin specific peptidase 7. Gene Ontology annotation, biological process: regulation of protein stability; protein deubiquitination. Gene Ontology annotation, molecular function: cysteine-type deubiquitinase activity. Bases 80 to 2716 code for a protein of 878 amino acids. The transcript has 26 exons. Gene Ontology annotation, cellular component: nucleus; cytosol. The record is from RefSeq and is a predicted model, not a curated record. NCBI's taxonomy places the organism in Eukaryota, Metazoa, Chordata, Mammalia, Artiodactyla, Physeteridae.